This is a messenger RNA of Sorex fumeus (smoky shrew), 1487 nucleotides long. It is a transcript of the gene ANKDD1A, whose product is annotated as ankyrin repeat and death domain containing 1A. Lineage: Eukaryota; Metazoa; Chordata; Mammalia; Eulipotyphla; Soricidae. The record is from RefSeq and is a predicted model, not a curated record. Gene Ontology annotation, molecular function: protein binding. The coding region runs from base 1 to 1434 and encodes 477 amino acids. Gene Ontology annotation, biological process: signal transduction. The transcript has 14 exons.
AUGGGGGAGACGUCGCGGACCGCGGGCGCCAGCGGCCUGCUCCCUCUGGAGAGGCAGCUGCAUGAGGCUGCCAGGCAGAACAACGUGUGCAGGAUGAAGGAGCUGGUGGCCAGGAAAGUGAACGUCAGGGCCAGAAACCACGAGGGCAGGGUAGCCCUGCACUGGGCCGUGGCCGCUGGACACGAGGAGGCGGUGCAGCUGCUACUGGAACGAGCGGCAGCCGUGGACGACGAAGAUGUGUUCGGAAUGAAUGCGUUGCUUUUGGCUGCCUGCUAUGGCCACUUGCAUAUCCUGCAGAUCCUGGUCAGUUCUGGAGCCAACAUCCACUGUGAGAACAAGGACGGCCUGGGCCUGCUGCACUGUGCCGCGCAGAAGGGCAACCUGCCGGUGCUGACCUUCCUCAUGGAGGACCUGGGGGGGCUGCCCCUGGACGCCACUGACAAGCUCGGCAGGACCCCGUUCCAGCUGGCGGCGGAAGCUGGCCACCUGCAGGCAUUGAAUUUCCUCGUGGACCUGGGCUGCGACCACAAUGUCAAGGACAAGGAGGGGAAUACGGCCCUGCACCUGGCUGCCGGCCGGGGCCACACGGCUGUGGUGCAGAGACUUGUGAACCUUGGGCUGGGGCUGGAGGAGUGUAAUCAGGAUGGCAUGACAGCCCUGCACAUGGCCGUGGAAGGGGUGCAUCUGCUGUGCGUGCGUCUCCUUCUCCGCGCGGGGAGCAGCGCCAACGCCCUCACUCAGAAGCAGUGCAGCUGCCUCCACUACGCAGCCCUUUGCGGCUCCAAAGACGUGGUCCGUGCCCUCAUCCAGGCGGGAGCCUGCACCAACCUGGCUGAUCACAGGCAGCAGACGCCCCUCCAUGUUGCUGUGGAACACGCCAGGCACGAUAUCGCGGAGAUGCUCCUCCUCGCUGGAGUGGACUUAGACCUGCGAGAUAAGCAAGGGAAGACUGCCCUGGCUGCGGCCGCUCGCAGCAACCACGUCAGCCUGGUGGACAUGAUCAUCAAAGCUGAACGAUUCUACAGGCGGGAACAGGAUCGCCUCUCGUGCAAGGACCCUGCCGACCCCGCUGAGAAGACUGUGACCUUUAAGUCAGACUUUCGGCCGGAAAUGCGCCCGCUUCGCUUUGUGCUGUGGCAGCUGGCCUCCAAACACCUACAGCCAAACGAAUGGAAGCAGCUUGCGGACUGGUGGGGGUUCACGGAGCCCCAGAUUCAUGCCAUUGAGCAGCAGUGGACAGGCACCAAGAGCUACCAUGAGCAUGGCCACCGGAUGCUGCUCAUCUGGCUGCACGGGGUGAGCACCGCCAACGAGAACCCCUGCAAAGCGCUGUUCGAAGGCCUUAUGGCCAUUGGCAGGAAGGAGCUGGCAGAAAACAUCCGGAAGAAAGUGAACGCAGAGCCACGGGCCCCCAGGAGAUGCUUGGCCAUGUGACCCGGAGCACUGACCAGGGCACAGAAGAGGACAAACACUUAGGGGCUUUUCAG